This is a messenger RNA of Trematomus bernacchii (emerald rockcod), 1275 nucleotides long. It is a transcript of the gene ccdc86, whose product is annotated as coiled-coil domain containing 86. Gene Ontology annotation, cellular component: nucleolus. The record is from RefSeq and is a predicted model, not a curated record. NCBI's taxonomy places the organism in Eukaryota, Metazoa, Chordata, Actinopteri, Perciformes, Nototheniidae. Bases 154 to 1032 code for a protein of 292 amino acids. The transcript is spliced from 5 exons.
CACUCCAGACCAGCAGGUGGCGGUAAUGCGCUUCGCUUGUGUGUCAUCCGCCUUGGAAACGGAAGUAAAGCAACGUACACAACGCUGGUGGAGAUCACACGUGGGUAAGCAAGUUUAUGAGAGUAAUGUUGAGAAGUCAACUUGAUUAGAAACAUGUCGAAGAGACAGGCAGCUAUGUUGGAAUCAAAUUCCGUUUGUGAAGUGGAUCUCGGUGAGGAGGAGACCCAGGAUCCUCCGCCGGAGACCAGGCGGACCCGCAGCGGCCGCAAAGUGCGUACUCCUGCCGCGCUGCUGGACUCCCUGGCCCCGGUGAGGACUCCCACCCGGAGGACCAGGAGAUCCGUCCUACACGAGAUGCCGGCUGAGGAGGAGAAAGACACGGAGGAUUCAGUGCCGAUACUCGAGAGUGUGGCCGAGGACAAGCUCACUAUGUCUACCGAACCGGAGCUGGGUACCGUGCCCGCAGAGCCGCACACCGAGGCUGCAGCAGUUACAACCGGAGCCAAAACGGCACCCAGGAGCUCAGAAACCGUCCCGGCGAAGAAGCCUCGUUUGGGUUCAAGUGGUAAACUAACUCCGGCCAUUCCGCUGGGGAAACCCGCAUCUGGGAGGGUGUGGAAAGACCGCAACAAGCAGAGGUUCUCCGCACUGUUAAGAGAUAAACCAUUGUGCACUUCAUGGGAAAAGAAGAUGGCAGCCAAGCGGGAGAAGGAGCAGGUGAAACAGUACACUUCGCAGCUUAAAGACGAGAAAAUCAAACAGAAAGAGGAUAAGAGAAAACGGAGAGAAGACAACUUGAAACGUCGUGCAGAGAACGAACGCAAAUCAGAGAUUGUUGAAGUGAUCAAGAACACAGCAAAGAUCAAGAGGAUGAAGAAGAAACAGCUCAGGAGAAUUGAGAAGAGAGACACUCUGACUCUGCUGCAGAAGUCUCAGAAGCAGAGUGGGAAACCCAAAGGUGGGAAACCCAAAGGGCGAAAAGGUCCGAAAGUUGCCAAAGAUUCAACAAAGGCUGAGAUAAUAAAAAUAUAACUGUUCAAUACUUUGCCUACAUGUUUUACACCUGGGAGGACUUAUUUUCACAUGGACCCAAUGAAAGCUUUCUAAAGAGAGAUGUAAUAUUGAGUCAAAAAUAAGGAUGCCCAAUUAGUGUGUGCGCUGCUGGUCACAUGGGCUCUGAGGAGAUCAACAGUUAAGAUUCACCUUUGUUUGUAUGGUUUCCUUUUAUUGAUGUACCUAUUUUCAAUAAAAAUGGAAUCAUUAUUGCUCUUUCAA